AUGCCUCCGGCCGCUCAGCGACGGGAACCUUCCCUGCCUGCCGUCCAGCAGCGACCUGUCAGGAAUCGCAAGAUCAAACGGAAGGGAUACGAGUUUGAAGUCCUUAGUAAGGUAAAGAGCUCCAAUUCUGAGGACCGGGGACCAACAGCAACAGCAACAGCAACAACAAGUGCCAAACCUGCACCCGCGGUGAAGCGCAAGGCGUCCGUCCUGACCGCGCCUACUCCUAAACGAAACCGUCGCCAUACACUGUUUUUGGCUCAGGCCCCCAGGUCCGGCUCGCUGUAUGCUUUUACUCCUGGAAAAAAGAGGAAGCAUGAGCUGCAGAGUCGGAAACCCGCUAGGCCUCGUAGGUUGCCAGCUGCGGCGGACCCGGUACCAGUGCCCUCCACGUCUGCUCCAGUAGUCACUGCUCCAGACCCAGUACCGAUCCCUGAUGAAGCAACUGAACCGGCUCAGACAGUAAAAAGGCGUCCUGGUCGCCCUCGCAAAGUCCGCCCUCCUCCAGGUGAUGCUGCGAGUCUGGGGAAGCCUAAGCCUGCUGCUGCAUCACAGGAGCCGGGAAAGCCGGGAAAAUCGUCAAGGCAUCUUCGGGCUGAGCAGCGAGCACAACAACGAGCUGAGCGUGAGGCGGUUGCACAAGCUGAUCCAGUUAACACUACCCGAGAAACCGACGCGACAGUUCAAGGUCAGAGACGUCCCACGAGUAGAACCAGGACUCAUCAAGACGGCGCCAAGAAAGAUAGCCAGCAUCCUGAUCCCUCCACUCAUCAAGACAGUGACCGAGAUGGUUUCUUGGGCCAGAGGAAAAGGCAGCGGUUGACCGUGGACAUUGACAGUGCACCGGGACUAAAGGCAGUACGUAAUGUAUCGGAUAGGCCAAUAUCCAAGAACGUCCAGCAAGAACUUUACCAAGGAGGCACGUUCAGGAAAGAAGACUCACCGCAGGAUCUUAGCAAACUGGAUCACAAGUCUCCAUUUGUUCGUGCACUUCAAAGAAGACCCCAUCUCGCCCGCUUCCUUACCCACAACCAGUCAGCUUCAACAAUGCCAUGUGCAGGCAAAAUCGACAUCUCCAGGUCUCAAAACUUGCGUGCCAGCACCAGGACGAGUAUCAAUGGCGCCUUAAACACAAAUGGAGAUUCUGAUGGCCAUCAUGAUGGCAUAGACCACUCACAGCAGCCGGAUUUUAAAGCUGAGGACCUCUUACCUGAUCCAAUGCUCGCCCAUGUGGGCUGGAUCGCCAAAGACAACGCCUGGAAUCGAAGUCGAGAAGAGCAGCUGAGGCUUAGCAUUGGCAACUGGGCUGUGAACGCGGCAAGUGCAGCAAGGGGCAAUGAUGCUGAGUUAUGGAUGUGGCGUCUCAUGAUCCACUUCUUCAAGGCCAUGCCGCAUGAUCUCUGGAGGUACGGACUUCGUCCGCAUCGUGGCGAAUGCUGGGCAGCUGGAUCCGUAAUCGGUUCGAAACCCAGCGAACACGCGUACAAUCCUAGUUAUGACUUUUGUCUUGAGCUGGGAAUUCUUCUCUGUCACCCAGUCUGGGACGGAGAUCUUAUGAAACUGCGUUUCGCUCUACAAAUGGCUAUUUGCAGCCGUAUCAAGGACCACGAGCCUCCAGUCGCUGGAGCGAACAGUCGUAUGAUUGCUUCUACCGAGAAAAUCACCAAGGUCCUUCUUGAAUCUUCUAGGAAAAUGGAUCUCUUAGAGGAGGUGCAACUGGUGUGCAAGAUCCAAUCCCAACAAUACCAUUGUGGCGGUAUCGAGUCAGACAAAGAUAUCCAAUGGCUGACCUCAAAGCUAUCUACCUUGAAAAGGGGCAGCUGUAUGACUGCUUCUGAAGAAGAGCGGCUGCUUUUCUUUUUGCACACAUCUGACAUGAAGACGCUUCGCGAGGCAUUAGAUGCGCAGGAAUCUCAUGGCCAGGCGAAAUGGCGACCUGCGGUCGAGUACUGUCGUAUCUUUGCCGAAACACCGGCCGGCAUGGCUCUGAUGGGUGGGCCAGCACAGUCCCCAAACCAGAAUGUUUUAGUUCCAGCCGACCACUUGACACUCGAACGUUGGAAGACAGAGUGUUUUAUCGCCGAGAGGCGCGAGAAACUGAUCCGGGAGGAGGCCCUCCCAAACGAGGCAUUGCUAUUUGACGUUGCCCGUGGCGAUCCGGACCCUUACCACGUCUUCAGCAGGAAAGAGUUUUCAGAAGAACAGGAGCGGAUUGUCAGUGGCACCGUAAACGUGCCGGAGUUGUAG
This is a messenger RNA of Pyricularia grisea, 2247 nucleotides long. RefSeq lists its product as uncharacterized. The transcript has a single exon. The coding region runs from base 1 to 2247 and encodes 748 amino acids. The record is from RefSeq and is a predicted model, not a curated record. Lineage: Eukaryota; Fungi; Ascomycota; Sordariomycetes; Magnaporthales; Pyriculariaceae.